AUGACGGAGGAGAAGGUCCGUUUUGCUUUCCUGGCCGAUUGGUAUGACCCAGUGGCUUCUCUCCUGCGACGAUACCAGCUCUUUUACUACCCCCAUGACAGCUCCGUAGAGAUGUUUGACGUAAAGAACCAACGCAUCUUCCUCCGGCGGACCAUAUACAACGAGCUGCUGCUGCGGGAUUUAUUCGUGGGAGGCCGCGUCAACAUCUUCUCAAGGCAGCUCCACAUCGUGGACUACGGUGAUAAGUUCACAGCCAAAAAGCUGGGCAGCAAAAAAGAACGGACCCUUGCACUGCUCAAGCCGAAUGGUGUCAACAGGCUGGGCGAUGUCCUGGAAAUGGUCAACGAGGCCAAUCUGAUGGUCACCAGCGCCAAGAUGGUGCACUUGACAUGGAGCCAGGCUGCAGAUUUUUAUGUAGAGCAUCAGUCAAAGCCCUAUUUCAAUACCCUGGUGCAGCAGCUGACUGCCGGUCCCGUAGUGGUGUUGGAGCUGGUGGGCGACGAGGCCGUGUCUGUUUGGAAGAAGCUCAUGGAACCGUGGGAAGAAGCGGUUGACGUCAAGGAAGCGCAGCAAAUCACCCGAGUGCAGUUGGGCAGCGAACUAGCGCACGCCUCUGACUCGCUUACUGCUGCAGCCAAAGAGCUGGAGUUUUUCUUCCCGACCACAGUCUGCCAUGGCCCAGUCAACACGGCCCUCUAUAACCAGAGCACGUGUUGUAUCAUCAAACCUCAUGCUGUUUCCCAAGGCCUGGCCGGUAAGAUCGUCAACUCCAUCAUAGCGGCUGGGUUCCACAUAUCGGCUAUGCGAAUGUUCAACGUGGACCGAGCCAACGCCGAAGAGUUCUACGAAGUCUAUAAAGGCGUCGUGGCAGAAUACGCAGACAUGGUGACUGAGCUGUCUCUGGGACCCUGCUUGGUUCUGGAGCUCCAUGGCGCCGAUGUCGCCAAGAACUUCCGUGACUUCUGCGGGCCUGCUGAUCCGGAGAUCGCUCGUCACCUCCGUCCAUCCACGCUGCGAGCACUCUACGGCACCGACAAAGUCAAGAACGCCGUCCACUGCACCGACCUUCCCGAAGACGCCAUGCUGGAGGUGCAGUACUUCUUCAAGAUCUUGGACGGCUAA
Messenger RNA from Nerophis lumbriciformis (worm pipefish), 1122 nucleotides. The record is from RefSeq and is a predicted model, not a curated record. Lineage: Eukaryota; Metazoa; Chordata; Actinopteri; Syngnathiformes; Syngnathidae.